AUGGAAUUGAUCAAACAGAAACCGGCCAAGUGGGCAAGGACAAGCACCGAAAAGACGAGGACAGGUUGCAUCACCUGCAAAAAGCGCCAUGUCAAGUGCGACGAAGCCAAACCGUCUUGUGGCAAUUGUCUCAAGAGACAAGGCUAUUGCGAAGGCUACGCAACGAGACCAAAGACGAAGAAGAAGCUGCCAGGCCUGCUUUCUUGGAACUCCAAGGAGAGAAACCCCGCCAACGAUGCUGCUCAACCUUAUCCCGCGCUUCAGCUUCUAGUGGACCCAGACUCCUUGGACCCUCAAGAUCAAACUGGAAUGCCCUACUUCUUGGAGUUCAUAUCGCUGGCACAGGGCCCCUGGGUCACUGCGAUCUCCAGCGAUGACCUAUGGACUGCCAUGAUACCACAGAUUUCAACGAAUAAUGAGACGCUCCGGUGUGCCGCAAACGCAAUUGGUGCCCUGAGUAUAUGGCGCCAGCAAUCUAGUGGAAGGCUGACUGGUCAAGUUUGUGCGCCAGAAAAUCCAGACACCGCGGAAGACAGACAUUACUUUGAAGCAAUUGCCUAUUACUGCCGCGCGCUCAAGAAUGUCCAAGAGGAAACAUCGUCGCAGGGAACGAUACUCUUGUCGGUAAUGCUUCUUCUCUUUGAACUUCUCCGAGGCAAUAAGAAGGUUGCUUUGGAUCACGUCAAUCACGGACUAGCCGUCUUGUUGACUUUACUAACCGAUGAGAACUCUCAACGCUUCAUUGACAACUUUGCUCCAAAUCCAAGGCCGAUUCUCGGAGCUAUCGCGGACACCUUUAUCAGCCUAACAACCAACACCCGCGCCAUCCUUCGCGGCCGAAUCGACCAAGGCCCCUCCCUACCCAACCUAGUUCGAGGAUUGAAGACAAGAAAAGAGACCGUGUCAUCAUUUGUAACCCGUUUGAGUCAGUUGCAUGGCUCUCAUACCGUCUUUGACCAGGUACCACCCGUGUACGAGAGUCUCGAGGAAUUCGAGGAACACUGGACGGCUGUUCGACGCCGGCAGACCACCAUGACUGUAAUCAUGCUCGAAGCCCUACAAGAUUUUCGACAGUCCGAACAUGAUUCUAUCAACCAAUUUUUCACCGAGCUGUGCGAGAACCCACGGAUUCACGAGUUCUGUCAGCACUCGGUCGAAGUAGUCCAAGAGCUAUACGCUGCAUUCUCACCUCUGUUCAACAAAAUCAUCAUGGGUGACAUGAAAUCUCCGGCUUACCUCAAAGCGAUUCAUCUACGUAUGGCAUUAAUAGGUGUUCAGAUCUUUGAGGACCCUCCGCGCAUGCUUGAUGUUGCAUCAGUACAAUCACAAACACCACUGUACCACGAAUUUCUAUCUUUAGCCAGCUCCGCUAUCCAGGUGGCCAAGCAGGAAAUAACCAACCCAGCCCACCAAGUCUCACUGCAGAGCACCCUGGCGUGGAACCUCUUUGUCGCCUCCUACUUCUGUCGCGAUCCUCUAGCGCGUGAUCAGGCCAUGUGGAUGUUGCGCGACUACCCUGGCCAGGACGGGCUUUGGGACGUACAGAGUCUAUUUGCCCUGGCGCAGCGAAAUCGAGACGUGGAACGAGCCAACACCGUACAGGGUACAAUGGCAGAGCAGUGGCGUCGGCUGUUGCGCCGAGAACUUCUCUUUGAGGACGGUGGAGAUCGUGUUGUUUUUCGCUACCUCGAAAUGGAUGUACAAUCUAGCGAGUGGAAGCUGGUCGAAGAGGUUGCCGACAUUGCUGACACAGUAACUGGAGAGGUUGUCUGGACAAGGCGGCCGCUCACGGGAAAAGGUGGAAUGCUCAUGUUUGAAUUAUAUGAGAAUUGA
This is a messenger RNA of Pestalotiopsis fici W106-1, 1833 nucleotides long. RefSeq lists its product as uncharacterized. Gene Ontology annotation, biological process: regulation of DNA-templated transcription. The record is from RefSeq and is a predicted model, not a curated record. Bases 1 to 1833 code for a protein of 610 amino acids. The transcript has a single exon. Lineage: Eukaryota; Fungi; Ascomycota; Sordariomycetes; Amphisphaeriales; Sporocadaceae. Gene Ontology annotation, molecular function: zinc ion binding; DNA-binding transcription factor activity, RNA polymerase II-specific.